Molecule: messenger RNA, 2961 nt
Organism: Engraulis encrasicolus (European anchovy)
Lineage: Eukaryota; Metazoa; Chordata; Actinopteri; Clupeiformes; Engraulidae
Gene: nptnb
Product: neuroplastin b
Exons: 9
Coding region: 684-1892 (402 amino acids)
Biological process (GO): dendrite self-avoidance; axon guidance; homophilic cell-cell adhesion
Cellular component (GO): axon; plasma membrane
Molecular function (GO): cell-cell adhesion mediator activity
Source: RefSeq, a predicted model, not a curated record
CAGGCGAAUGAUCAUGCGCAAAAGUGCCUAUUGCGGACUCGCAGGAAACGCAUCUGAGCCUCUAUAAUCAUAAUACACCGUUUGGCCGCACAUAGUGUACCUGGAAACUGAUAACAUUACACGAUAUCCAACAAAAGCAAAUAUCUGACGAAUACACAAGUUGACACAUAUUUUACACGGACCACUCCAUGAAUGCGUAAUUUCGGUUGGGUCAUGGGUCGCUGAGAUUUCCAAGCAGAGACAGGGAGAAGGAGAGAGAGAAAGAGUGAGACUACAAACAAUCCUGAGUGAGGAUCUUGGUGUUUCGCUGCUGCGCAGUGCAACACGCAGCAUUGAUCCGCCUGAGCCAAUGUUGUGGAUGCACGCACUGACAUCGAAGGAUCGCUACUCUGAAAUCCGAUGAAGGAGAGUAGUCUGCCUGUGGCCCUUCAUCGGCAUCCCCUGGCCACCAGGCUUGCAAUAAACAUUCCGCGGCUGCCUUUGACACCAAAGAAUCAUCAUUCCAUUUUUUACCGACGCUAUCGUCAUUGACCAGGGGACGACCAGGGACAAGCCACUACGCAUUCCGUUUUUUUGAUGCCCGCUUGUGGGCUACCUGCAACUGUCAUCUUCUAUUUUCGCUGUCAGCAGCCUCUCAUCCUCCAUCUGUUUUGACCACCACUUUCGCGUACCGAGACUCAAGAAUGCACCUCCAUGCAGUGUUGCUGUCAGUGGUCCUUUUUGGAAACUUAAUGCUGCAAUAUGCCUCGGCUCAAAACGCCGGCUUCGUCAAGUCGCCCAUGUCGGAGACCAAGUUGACGGGCGACACGUUCGAGCUGUACUGCGACGUGGUGGGCAACCCCACGCCGGAGAUCCAGUGGUGGUACUCAGAGGUGAACCGUGCCGACUCCUUCAAGCAGCUGUGGGACGGCGCCCGCAAGCGCCGCGUGUCCAUCAACACGGCGUACGGCACCAACGGCGUGAGCGUGCUGGGCAUCACACAGCUCAAGAUUGAGGACUCAGGCACCUACGAGUGCCGCGCCAGCAACGACCCCAAGCGCAACGAGUUCCGGCAGAACCCAGCCAUGACCUGGAUCCGGGCCCAGGCCACCAUCACAGUACUGCAGAAGCCAAGGAUACACUCUUCGGAGCAGGUGAUCCUCCCCACCCCUCCGGAGACCCACCACGGGAUGCCUCCCCCGCCCCUGCCGCCCGUCAUCCUGCAGUGCAACCUCACCACCUCCCACAGCACCCACCGCUCCAGCUUCUGGAUGAAGAACGGCGAGGAGAUCGACAACACCCGCAGGGAGUCCACAAUCACAGAGCACAAAUUGAAAAAGCCGAGGGCGGAGGAUGCUGGCGAGUACAUGUGUGUGUACACCUUUGACAUGGCCCCCAACGCAAACGCCACCAUCGAUGUCAAAGCCGCCCCCCUGAUCGUGGGCCACAAGCGCAGUGAGAACAAGAACGAGGGUGAGAACGCCAUGCUGUACUGCAAGUCCGUGGGCUACCCUUACCCAGUCUGGGUCUGGAGGAAAAAGGUUGCCGAGACUUGGGUGGACAUUGACAACUCAACGGGCCGUUUCUUCAUCACGUCCCGGGACAGCUACUCGGAGCUGAACGUUAUCAACCUGGACAUCACCACGGACCCGGGGCUGUACGUGUGCAACGCCACUAACACCAUCGGCCACAAGAGCUCCUCGUCCAUACUGCGGGUGCGCAGCCACCUGGCGCCCCUCUGGCCCUUCCUGGGCGUGCUCGCCGAGAUCCUCAUCCUUGUGGUCAUCAUCGUGGUCUAUGAGAAACGCAAGAAGCCGGACGAGAUCCAAGACGACGAUGAACCAGCUGGGCCAAUGAAAAAUUCCACAAACAACCACAAAGACAAGAAAGUGCGACAAAGGAACACCAACUGAGCUGAGGAACCGAGACAAAGAUGACUGCCUGCAUCUAGUGACUGUGUGGGUCCUAGCGGUUUUUACACGAAGCACAUCUUCUCAUUCGGGGAAAACAAACCAACAGCAAUGACAACAGCACAUCAACAACAGCACAUCUACGACAACAACAACAAAAGCAUCAACAACAGAAAAUUAAGAUGAAAAGAGACAAGCGCAAAAUACUGUCACAAAGAAAACAACAGCACAACACUGGCACAAAUGAAACGAACUCAAUGACUGUCUUAAGCAUGCCUUAUUCAGUCUUAUGUGAACAGCUGCGUGGACCCAGGUGACUCAAGUCCUUUUGGAAGAGGUGUAUACAUUGUUUUUAAGUUCUCUCUCUCUCUCGCUCCCGUGUGCUAUCGAUGUUGCUCGUGAUUAUUUUUAACAUUUCAUCAGACUUAAACGGUGAUCCUUAUUUUGUUUUUCUCUCGUUUUCAUAUCUACAUAUUGUCUCCAAUGCAUGCAAUAUCAAGAGAGGUGUUCAGAGUUCACAUAUUUUUUAAUUUCUAUGUUUUUUCUUCUCUGUGUGUUUUGCAUCCAAGUAAAAAAAAAAAGGAUUAUGCUUUUGUAAUGAAAUCUUCCAAACGAAGAAAAAAAUCGAAAAACUUAAUAAUAAUAUAGAUUAUAUGUGCAGUUUAUCUUUGAAUGAUGAGAUCUAUGAGAAAUAUUAUAUAAUAUGGAUGUGUAUGAGUGUCAUGAGGUCAUUUUAAAUCGGUUGGAAUGCCAAGGCCCGGCAGGAGUGGACAGUAUUUAACCAUGUAUGUGAUAGAGACAAUGCCGGUUAAAUGUUACAUAAUUUUUUUCUCUUGAGUAGAUGUCGUAUAUAUAAAUAUAUAUAAAUAUAUGUUGCGCUGUAAGUGUUCCAAUAUUAUAUAGCAUAUCUGUAAAAAAAAAUAUCAAAAAACGAAAUCAAAUAUCAUUUUAUAUUUCUCAAUGUAUUCCAUCUGAUUUUUAUUUUUAGUCGAUGGAGAAUUGUUGUACAGCAUGGCCAUAAUCCUAUGCAAUAUGUAUUCGAGAUAGAUCUAAUGACAAUAAGACGGAUGAC